Messenger RNA from Ceratina calcarata, 2037 nucleotides. Its product is annotated as protein spaetzle. Gene Ontology annotation, cellular component: extracellular region. The record is from RefSeq and is a predicted model, not a curated record. Bases 509 to 1267 code for a protein of 252 amino acids. NCBI's taxonomy places the organism in Eukaryota, Metazoa, Arthropoda, Insecta, Hymenoptera, Apidae. The transcript has 6 exons. Gene Ontology annotation, biological process: central nervous system formation; innate immune response. Gene Ontology annotation, molecular function: Toll binding; growth factor activity.
AGGACCAGGUCUGUAUGCCGACCAAUACCAAUGCUAUGUAGCUCAGGUAAUCAUCCCUGCCCUUACCCAAAUGUCUACUUGGAGCGUACUUACCUGCUUGGUUCGUGUCCUGAGGCAUUAGAAACCGCGUUUGCGAGGCCUUUAUUACAGGCAACCGAGAACCCCACCUCGUGCUCGAGGAAUCUACAGGACUGAUAGGGGCAGGACAGGUCAAUCGCGUACGGUCGUCUGAACGUGCAGGAUCGCCGAGCGAUCCGUCCAACGGCUUAGCUUGCUCUUCGUGUUUCUAUUUUAUUUCCGACUCUGACGCGCACUCGCAAUUAUCAGAUAGCACUCGUAACGAAGUCCCGAGCUUCUCUCCAUCAUCCUUCAUCCGACCAAGUGAAAGAGACUUGUACGCUACUUGGACUUACGCUGUUCACGGAUUCCAGCAUCGAGAGACUACGGUUUUCGGUUUAGAAAAGUGUAACAGUGAAUUCUUUUGUUGUGACUGACGCAACCCGACGAAAUGGGACGAAGAUACGACGGCUUAAUUAUGAAGCUCACCGAAUUUUGCUUCUUGAUAGCACUGAUUACACCAAAUGUUAGUGCGUACCCUUAUGCAAGCGAUGCCAUUCAAUUUGACAUUCACAGAUCCCUGGCAGAUACAGAUGAAUCUGUUAGAAUGCCAGGUUCGUCAAAUAGGGAUCGAAUGUAUUCCGACGGUAGCAUCGUAUUCCCCGGGGACGAGAGACAGGUGCCGGUUUGCAAAGGAACCACUUAUUGCGAGAAGGUGAAUUCUUAUCCGGAAGACUUGAUAACAAAGGCGUUACAAAGGAACAAUAGUCUCAGAUACCUGGAAGGUGUCGAUGUGAUACCAGACUUAGUGCAGAGGAUCGACGUAAGCGAUAUACCUCUCUGUCGGUCAACUGAAAAUGUAAUAUUCCCUCAGUCGGCGGAAACGAAGGAUAACGGGUGGAAGUUCGUGGCGAAUCAAGAUAACUUGAAACAGGGCGUACGAAUCGAAACGUGCAUUAUCAAGGAGGACAACAGUUGCACCGUGGUUGGCGGCCUCGCGGAGGGUUACAAGACGACCUGCAAACAGAAGUACAUCUACAGGCAGCUACUGUCGUUAACGGACGGUUCGGUGAUCCCGGAGACGUUUCGAUUCCCGUCAAGUUGUUGUUGUCACGUCAAGUUCGUCGGCGAUCCAACGACGAGGAUGGGUGUAAGCUUCGGUAGCCAGAAGAGUCAAGUUACGCCGGCCAAAACGCGUAAAAGGAAAUAAACGGUUUGAAUCGAUGUUACAAACGCGGAUGCAAGAAAGGACUUUCUUUCCUAGAGCGUUCGUCAAUGUCCUUUCGACUCCCAGAGACGUUCACCGAAUACAGGUUUACAUUCGUCGCCGACAAAAAACAAAUCGCGAGGUACAUUCUGGAAAUCUAACAGCAUUACAGUACCUUAACGUUAUGUGAAAAAUGAAAUAGUACCUUGAAACAAAACAGAUAUAGCUCACAUUAUUUUGCGACCUCGCAAUUUGGAUUUUGAUACACGUCCUUAAUAUGUACAUACAGACACCCAUAUAUAUGUAUAGAGAAAAAUAUGUAAAACUUUAUACAAGAUCGUUUAACAGUUCAGCUGGUGAAGCUAAGCGUCAGGGUACAAAAGACGCGCGGGCGUUUCUUGAACGGAAUCCAUCUCUCAUGGAUAUUUGAAAAUCGAGUUUAAAGUACCGUAGCUGUUUACCGGUUUCUUAACGAUUACAAAAUGUAUAUUGUAACAAAGGACGAGGCGAAUUUCUAAAACGGACACGGAUCUAUAUCUCAUGUGAUACUGUGUGAUAUUAUAGUUAUCGACAUUGAUAUUGUGAUUAUAUAGAAUAAGAAUAACUUUUUUUUAUAUACGUAGUGUUAUAGCGUCAAUAACAUUUCCCGUUGUACCUAUAGACCUUAUUUACUUUAAUGUACAAAGAAAAUAAGUGUGGAAAGUAGAGUAUCUUUGAUUGUAUCUACGAGACCUUAAGAAACCGUUUGAAUAUACAUUUGCAGUUUGUAAAUA